CGCAUGAUCUCAUGCCCAAAUGGACAUGGAGUUGCAAUGGCACUGGCAGCGGUUCGUUGUUUCGCCCUGGCCGUGGUGGCCUUGGUCCAGCUGAAUGCAGAAGAGAUCCCCCGGUGGACCUUGAACUUGGAAUAUGAUGGGGACAUUGACUUGGAGCCUCAAGCGGCCUAUGAUGCCUGUAAGGUCUUUUUCAGCCUGGGGGGUCGACAUGUCAACAUCCCAAGCAACAGCACCACAUGGCAACUCCGAGCCGUGGCAGAAGCCCUGCAGAAUCGUCGCCUGGGGAAUCCUGGGAGCGACGUCUUCAUCUCUGCUGAGUUGGCGUUGCCGGAUUUGGUCUACGAGAAAAGUGUCAACGCACUGCAGAGGAUGUUGGAACUGCUGGAAAUCUCCCACUUUGAUCUAGUGCUUGUGGGUGCUGGUGAUAGCGGCUGUGGUGAGGUCUGCGUUUCUGGAAGCCUGGCAGCUGCAGAGCACAUCGUGGUGCGUGGUGGCGGCGUCGUUGGUGUGAGUGGGUGGAGCCUGCUGCAGCUGCAACGGAUGACUCCACUGUUCCGAAAACCACUACGGGCCGUGAAACUGGAGAUGGAUUUCCUGGCAGCCUCGCAUUUGCCCGUGGUGAAAUACUGCCUGGCCAAACACAUCCCCGUCACUGCCCGCUGGCAAAAUCCUGGGCGCCUCACAGGAAUGGUGUUGAUAAAGAAUAUCAGUGCGGAACAGGUUACAUUCGCUGCACAGCUCAUAGCCUUCGACUGGAUGCAUGUUAAGUCAGUUUCAGUGGCACUUCCACACAGCAUGAAAGACGACGAGAUGUACGCUGUGAUGGCAGCCUCUGACAUAGACCUCUCAGACAUGGAGAGGCGAGCGGGAAUCAUUGAGCAGCAGUUUUGGCCACAGUGGGGGAAGGCAUCGCUCUACCAGGUGAGCAACAGCUGCCCUGCUGGACUUGAAAUUGAUUCCGCUUUGGAAUGUGAGAAUGCGAGGAAAGACCUGUCUCUCAGUGGCAAUGUUUCUCCUGGGCCAUGGAAAGGAUGCUUUUUGACCAAGACAUGUGACUCAUAUGAUUCUGAUUGUGAGACAGUCUCUUUUGGACCUGAAGAAAGCACAGUGUCAACAGAUGCGAAGACCAAAGCGAUCUGCCAGAAAGACGCAGGCGCCGCAGGCACCGUAGGCGGAGAGGUGCCUCAGCAGGGCAGCACCUUGUUCUUGGCCAUGUGCAUGGGCUCCUCAUACUUUGACCGCUACUGCGCCCCGUUUUUCCUGUCCUUCCUUCGCAUCUACGGCGCGCCGUCGUCGCCGUCGGUUCGGCUGCGGAUUUGGGUCAUGGCCGUGGAGCACGCGCAGCUCCGCAAGGCACGGCGUCUGCUGCGGCAGCUGGGCCACGGCCUCGUGGACUUCGACGAAGGCAACUUCAGCGCCCUGAAAGAGCAGUGGUCCCAGGAGCACUCUGGUGGGGUGGAGGACUACUUAGAUGAAACGACCGACGAUACAAGCCCGAUUUCCAAUCGACGUACAGGCUGUCGGCCUUCAACAUAUCACGACAAUGGGAGCACGAUUGAAACUGUUUGUGAUCCAGGAGUCCACGAUGAAAGGAUGCUGAUUAACAAUGCAAACUUCUUCAUGUGGGUCAUCCAGCAGGUGAAAUUGCCAGAAAACAGAGACUUUCAAUACAUCGUGACAAUCGAUUCGGAUAUGCUAUUUUGCAAGUCCUUGGAAAGAUUCCUGCCUUUUAACCAAACGAAUGGUCCUGAGUGGGACUAUGCCUUUACAGUGUAUGACCGGGAGCAUGAAGUGCCAUGGGGCAGCAACGAGGAAGUCGCAAAGACCAAGAAUGGCCAUGUGCGAUUGAAUGCUGGCGUGCAACUCUUCAAGAACAGUGGGACAUUGGUGCCAUUUCUCACCCACUAUUUGGAGACCAUUCAGUAUGUCCUGAGAUGGGGCCAUGCCGGCCAUGGAGCAAACGAAGACUAUGAAAAUCCGGUGGCGAAGCUGUUGGAGGAGUUUAAGGCGCCCAACCAGGCUGCCAUUGCGCUGAUCGUGGGGACAUCCAAUCUGCUGUACGACGACUGCGAAGUUUGUCGGCACACUCUGAAUCUCGAAUCCAAUCCUGAACUUGCGACAACUUUGGGCAGUUUCUCUCUGAAGGUUCAAGCGCUUCCCAUGCGCUACCUGAACCAAGCUGAGUCCUUGAAAAAUGGUUAAAUUCCAGAUGACCUUCAUAUGCUUCACCUGAAGGGUCUGUGGUGGCGAAUCCUGGUUAUGGAAGCGACAGCUCAUCCGACUGAGACCCGAUGCUACCACUGGAAUUUUGAGGCGUAUGUUUACUGGGUUGCCAUGUUCAGAAUUUGGCAGCCUGACUACGAUGCAAGUCUGACCGUUCUUUCCGAUGUAUCCAAAUGCAACGACACUUCAGUGGGCGAGCCAAGACAGCAUCCGCUGGUCUAGUCAUCUCGGGUCAUAGGAUUAGUCAUGGACGAGUCACUGGAGACAGUCGUCGAGGGAAUCGGCCACAAUCGCCAGACACGGUGCUCAGAGCCCGGCUGCUACGCCCAGCCUCUGAAGCGGAGCUACCAGCGAAGUGGCCGACGCUACUGGUUGUCAUGGACAAGUAAAGCUUGUUUGCCUUCAAGAAAUGACAAUUCUUGCCAUGAGCUAUGACCUGUGAGACGCACAUGUUGCUAGGACAACAUCAAGCGUCACAGCGGCGUGGUGAUGCACGUCGCCAUGGUCUCACAGAUUCAGAUCCCAGUUGCGCAAACGCUGCACAUGUCCGGUGUGAAGGAAGAGUUGCAUAAA
Cladocopium goreaui is the source of this 2796-nucleotide messenger RNA. The record is from the annotation of a GenBank genome assembly. NCBI's taxonomy places the organism in Eukaryota, Dinophyceae, Suessiales, Symbiodiniaceae.